AAAGCCCGACGAAAGAGGCACAGACAUUCACCGGAGAGAUUUCCGGAAUUACCACAUCCUCUAUCUAGCACACCAAGACGUUUCGGAUCGAUCGACUUCGAGUCCAGCGAGUGUAGGGCCAAUAAAGCAUGUCGGAGCCGGUCGAGGCUAACACCCCCGCCCAUGCUGCCCGUCGUGGAGGUUGUUGCUAGGCCGCCCUCACAUCGCCCCGCUCCCCCCAGCAAUCUGGACCAGACGGGCCAUCUGGUGCUGGGCCCGGGCGCUCGCCGCGAUGCGGCUGGUCUCCUGGCCGCACCCUUAUCCAAGCUGAGCGUAGAGCAACAGAGUGCGGUCCAAAAGGCCAAGAAGUACGCAAUGGAGCAGAGCAUCAAGAUGGUGCUCAUGAAGCAGACCCUGGCUCACCAACAGCAACAAGCCAAGUCGCUUCAACGCCAUCAAGCCGUGGUGCUCAUGUGCCGCGUCUACGUGGGAUCCAUCAACUUUGAAGUUAAAGAGGACACCAUCAAGCAGGCCUUCUUGCCGUUCGGGCCCAUUCGCAGCAUCUCCAUGAGUUGGGAUCCCAUCACUCAGAAGCACAAGGGGUUCGCCUUUGUCGAGUAUGAGAUGCCCGAGGCGGCUCAGCUCGCUUUGGAGCAGAUGAACGGCGUGGUCGUGUCUGGACGGAAUAUCAAAGUGGGACGACCUAGCAACAUGCCUCAGGCCCAAGCUGUCAUUGACGAUAUUACGUUGGAGGCCAAGAAUUACAAUCGGAUCUACAUUGCCUCGAUUCAUAGCGAUCUGACCGAGGACGAUAUCAAAAGCGUAUUUGAGGCGUUCGGACCCAUCAAAUCUUGCGAGUUGGCCAUGACUUCAGUACCGGGUCGACACAAGGGUUACGGCUUCAUCGAGUAUCUAACGCUACAAGGGGCGAUGGAUGCCAUUUCUUCCAUGAAUCUUUUUGAUCUGGGAGGCCAAUAUUUGCGCGUGGGUCGAGCCAUUACUCCACCUGAUACGCCCACGCAAGGUCCCCCUUCGGCCAUUCCGCAAGUGAUGCCUACGGCAGCGGCCGUGGCUGCAGCUGCUGCCACCGCCAAGAUUCAGGCCAUGGAUGCUGUGGCCACGAAUUUGGGCAUUUCGUCCUCCACCAUGAUUACCAAAACUCAAGCUGGGCCCACCAAAGUGAGUGGGUUUGGCCCCCCCGUAUCGGCGGCGGCUAUUCCUCCCCCAGCCGUAGUUCAACCCACUGCCUCUCGUUUUGACGAGGGCCCUUCCGUCUCUUUGGGGCCGAUGGCGGCGGUGGUCCCGCCCCCGACAGUGGCCGUUUUGCCAGCCCAAAUUGGUCAACCAGUGGCCCCACCUCCCAUGUCGGUCGAUGUGCCACCGGGCCCGACUUUGGCUCAAGGCAUGGUCGGUCUCCCCUCGGUUGGAGUGGCGCCCACAUUAGCCACUCAACCCUCCUACGCCCAAAUCCCCCCUCCCAGUUUGGCCACUUUUCCAACUAAUGUGGCUCCCAUAGCCACUCCCACGCCAGUGGUGGUUACCUCAACUGCAGAAAUUCGGACCAACCUGGAAAUGCAAGCUCAGCAACGGCAGCAAGAAGAGCUUCAAAAGAAGUUGAUGUCGGGUCAGGAGCCCUCGACACUUCAGCAACAAGAGAACAUCUCGAUCAAAGGAACCUCUGCCCGUCAUCUGGUCAUGCAGAAGCUCAUGAGAACUCAAGCCGAAUCGGUGGUGGUACUCUUGAAGAAUAUGGUCGGUCCUGAUGAUGUUGAUGAGCAAUUGCAAGAGGAAAUUGAGGAAGAGUGCUCCAAAUUUGGCGAAGUCGAACGUGUUAUUAUUUAUCAAGAAAGGCAAUCGGAAGAAGAGAACGCUGAAAUUUUGGUCAAGAUCUUUGUCGAAUUUAAAGGACCGGACAGUACUAAAAAGGCCAAAGAGGCGUUACAUGGCCGAUUCUUUGGAGGGCGUAAAGUCAUAGCCGAGAUAUACGACCAAAUAUUAUACGACCAUAAUGAUCUCUCGGGUUAAAUACACGUCUUAUCCUCCCUCA
Molecule: messenger RNA, 2026 nt
Organism: Tigriopus californicus
Lineage: Eukaryota; Metazoa; Arthropoda; Copepoda; Harpacticoida; Harpacticidae
Gene: hfp
Product: poly(U)-binding-splicing factor half pint-like
Exons: 1
Coding region: 163-2004 (613 amino acids)
Biological process (GO): mRNA splice site recognition; regulation of alternative mRNA splicing, via spliceosome; alternative mRNA splicing, via spliceosome
Cellular component (GO): precatalytic spliceosome; catalytic step 2 spliceosome
Molecular function (GO): RNA binding
Source: RefSeq, a predicted model, not a curated record